UUCUGUAAGCGAAAGUUGUGCUCGCUGCCUCGCGCGGCGGCACUCAUUUUGGGAGCGUCGGUGAGGAGGAGGUUCCGUUGACUGGCCGCCUCGGGACCGGAGUGCCGCGGGAGACGCCACUCGGCCGAGCGUCGCGCCUCCUCCCAUCUUCUGAGUGUUGAGGAUGAGGGUGUUCAGCCUGGAGGACAUUCACCAGCUGGUGGCCAACCAGUGCCAGCAGGCGUGUCUCGCAGCUGGCCUUUGCCAGCAGCGUCGACCAGGACAUGCACCUGCCAGUGGACUGGCAAAGAAACAAAGACUGUUGAAGGCUCUGAAAUCAAGGCAUCACAGAAGUACUCAUUGCUACCGAGCGAUGUGUUUCUGGUGUCACAUCUUCCUGUGUGUGCUGAGUGCGGUGCCAUCGCUGGAGGCAAAAGAGACGCCCGAGCGUUUUCGUGACCACGAGUACUUCCUACGCAAGCUCUUUGACAAGUAUGGACACGAUGGACAGAUGACAUUUGAAGGCUUUGAGCACCUCCUCGAGAACCUCGGCCUGGCACACAUCACCAUACGAGAUCACGACCUGUCUGCACACCGGCCAGAGGGUGCUAAUGUGGGAUUUGUGAAUCGCCAUGCUAACCACAUCCACGGCGAUAUGGCAGGUGCUGUUGUGGAUAGCCACCACGACCACCAGCACAGUGGCGAAGAGUCGGAUCAUGCACACACGUCUGAGGGAGCUCGUCUGGCGAGGGUGCAGAGGGACCUUUCUAGUCAGGAUGGCACAGAGGCAGCCAAUUCCUCUAACACAACAGAAGCUUCCAGCGUGCCAAUGGUUACAGCCAGUACAAGGACAGCAGAAGUCUCAUUUGAAAAGUGCCUAACAGCAACAGAAAUUCUGCACACUGUAGACACAAGUCCUGAGGCUAAUGUCAUAAACCUCAAGGACUUCAUGCACCUUUGUCCGGCACUCGUCUAUCAGCUGGAUGAGAAGCAUUGUUCUCUGCCCAAGGCCAACCGCCACAUCCACCAUCAUAGCGACGGUGAAGAGACAACAGUAGACUUUAAAGUGUGGGUGUACGCCUUCCUUGGUGUGCUCGGCAUCAGCCUUACCGGCCUGCUCAGUGUGGCCAUAGUGCCACUAAUGCAGAAAGUUUUCUAUCACACACUCAUCCAGUUCCUGGUUGGACUUGCUGUUGGAAGCCUGACGGGCGACGCCCUUUUGCAUCUGCUGCCUCAUGCUAUGUCCGGCGAGCACCACGAGCACUCGGAAGAAGGCGGCGACGGGGAAAACUAUGUGUGGCAUGGCCUUGCUGCCCUUGGAGGCAUCUACCUGUUCCUGAUCGUGGAACGCUUUCUCUCCAUACACUCCAACCACAAGCAUCGCAAGCACAGUCCACGAUCCAACAAUAGCAUACAGUCGAACCCAACACCAAAGAAGCUUCAGCGCUCCUCCCUAGAUGAGCAGGGCAAGGUCGUGGGAGAGAAGCUGUCCCACCACAAGCAAGGCUCCUACGGCUUCGUGGACUCUUCUGGCAUGGAGGCCCUUGAACGGCUUACGGCAGUUCCGGCUGAAGAACUGGAGCUGUCCCCUCUGGGCGAGGGCUAUGUGGAGAUUGUGGACCUUCAUGACUCUGAGCUGCAUCAUCCCAUGGGUGGCAUGGAGACUCAGCCUGAAAAGGACCUGCUGGUCAUAGUCAAGAAUGGUGGCUCCAAGCUUCCCUCCACCCCAAGGUGUCCACCAUCACCUUUGCCACAGGAUGAGGAGAACCACAGGCAUCCACUUUGCCAUGGCUCUCGGGACCCAGGCACAGAGGAGUGCCAUACAGAAACCUUGGUGUAUCGCCAGACGGGCGAAGAGCACAGUUUCACGCUAACCGUAGCUGAUCACCACCACCACCACCGCCACAGCCAUGCACACAGUCAUGAGGUGCCAUCUUCUAUUGCUGCCAUGGCCUGGAUGGUGAUAAUUGGUGAUGGUCUUCACAACUUUUCUGAUGGACUUGCUAUUGGUGCAGCAUUUGCAUCGGGUCUUUCUGGUGGCCUUAGUACAACAAUAGCUGUGUUCUGCCAUGAACUUCCUCAUGAGCUGGGUGACUUUGCGGUGCUGCUCAAGGCAGGGAUGUCAGUGAAGCAGGCGGUAUUUUACAACGUGGUGUCAUCUGUGCUCUGCCUGUUGGGAAUGGCCAUUGGCAUCUCUCUAGGAAAUGUUCACUCGGCCUCUUCGUGGAUCUUUGCUGGAGUUGGUGGCAUGUUCCUUUACAUUGCUCUAGUUGACAUGCUUCCAGAGCUGUCGGUGAACCCAAACCACGGCAAUGCAAGGGCUGUGCACCAGCUUGGAAUUCAGCUGCUGGGCAUAUCGCUGGGAGUGACCACAAUGUUUGUGAUUGCCCUGUAUGAGCGAGACCUCCAAAGACUUAUGAGCUCUUAGUUUCUUACUCGUCACUAUGAGGCAUCGGCCAACAUGCACCAGCACCAGUGUGGACAUGUUAUUCACCAUUCUUGCAACUCGUUCAUCCAGCAACUUCACGCAGUUGCCGAUUCUUCCAGUCGAGGCCUCGCAUAACUCAACCCACAUGAGCAAGAUGCCAUCGGGGUUGUGCCGGAGAAGUUCCAUCAAGCCAGCAGCUCCAUUGGUUGUGGAUAGCCAUUUGUCAGAGGUGUGCGCUGCACUUUGAAUCAAGCCCUUGUGCUUGAUACGUGUGUGUGUGUUGUGCGUGCUGAACAGUGCUGUGUUCACGAUUUCGGACUAGUUUGUGAAAGGAUAAAAAAAAAAUACAUGGCAUUAGCAAGGAUGGUGCUUAGGUAAUUUAUCUGAAGGACAUUACAUUGUGCUGUGUUCAGCAAUAGUGUGUGUGCAACUUGAUUUUGAAAUCCUGUUGAAUACCCACAUCAUGUAAUCUGUGCUUGCAAGUUUUGUCUGCAUCCUUCCCUUUUUUAUUUGUUAGGUGCAAACAACCUUGGUCUACAAUUUCAGUUUCAAUGUUGCCUCUAUUGACUGAUGUCGAUUUAUCUGUGAUGGUGAGACCGCCUUGGAAAACUUUCAGAUCCUUAUUCUCUAUACCAGAACAAUGAGAAAGUCAUCAAUUCCCAAGUUUUUGUCUUCUGGUGCAAUCCUGCAUAUGGAACAUCAAGUUAGAACAACUUGAAGCGGUACUUCAAUAUGUGUGACACAACUAGGAGCAAAGCAGCUCACAUUUUCCUGCCCCAUUUCAACAUGCCUUAUUUCAUUUGUGUUGUUCUGUUCUAUUUGCUUUUAUCAGUUCUUCAGAACUUUCAAAAAUUCAGCUCAUCAUUUUCAUUAAUUUAUGCAGUGUUUGCUGGCAUUUAGUAGAGUACUGUUCGAGUUUAUGUAUAGUUUGGGUACACUCCCAGCAUGUGCGUGUGAACUGUUCAUACCCAUUAUGAUUUGCAAGUGGUGGCAUUUUUCUUAUGUUUUAUGCAUGCAUAGCGACAAGAUGUGCUGGUAGUGUUCCUUUGCUUGUUCCUGUUCUGUUUGGUUUGCUUAGGUGAACAGAUCGUGGCUUUAUUGCUUUGCUGUUUAUUGCCCAUAGUUUUUAUUUUGCUGUUUGUCUCUUCUGGUGCAGAAAUGAGUAUGUUUGGGUCAAGCACGAGUGUUUGCACUGUACAACAUGCGCACCUGUUGUCAAUGUGCUUACACCCUCCCACAUAUGUACUCUGUCCACUGGCAGGCUGUGCUGCCUGGACACUUGAGUGGUGCUGCAACGUUUGCAAAGUUUACUGGCUUGCACAUUUUAUUCUUGACAGCAUAGGUUACACAAAUUGUUGCUGUUCAGACUGAGCAGCUUUAUAUAAUAUACAUAUAUCUUUGAUGAUACAUUUUGCUAAUAAAGCCUCUGGGAUGCUAUUGCA
Molecule: messenger RNA, 3849 nt
Organism: Dermacentor albipictus
Lineage: Eukaryota; Metazoa; Arthropoda; Arachnida; Ixodida; Ixodidae
Product: zinc transporter ZIP6-like
Biological process (GO): intracellular monoatomic cation homeostasis; zinc ion import across plasma membrane
Cellular component (GO): plasma membrane
Molecular function (GO): zinc ion transmembrane transporter activity; monoatomic cation:bicarbonate symporter activity
Source: RefSeq, a predicted model, not a curated record